Molecule: messenger RNA, 860 nt
Organism: Ochotona princeps (American pika)
Lineage: Eukaryota; Metazoa; Chordata; Mammalia; Lagomorpha; Ochotonidae
Gene: TMEM97
Product: transmembrane protein 97
Exons: 3
Coding region: 125-787 (220 amino acids)
Cellular component (GO): endoplasmic reticulum
Source: RefSeq, a predicted model, not a curated record
GGCGUUCGCGGUGACCAAUGGCAACCAGCCGCCGGGCGCCCACUCCAGGCGCACUCGAGCCAAUGGACAAGUCCUGAGGUGGGUUCCGCCCCACAGCGCGCCUCAUCCGCCUCCCUGGCAGCCAAUGGGAGGCGCCUGCGCGACCCUCCGAGGGGCGGAGCGGCAGCUGAGGCGGCGCGUCCCGACGAGGCGCGCGGACUGCGGCCUCCUGCCCGUGUCGGCGUGCGCCGCGGAGCGCCGAGUGGCCUCGAGCGCGCCCAACCGCCCGACCAUGAGGUCCCCGGCCGUCAGACGCUUCCUCGAGUGCCUGCUGGGCCUCUACUUCGUCGCCCACAUCCCCAUCACCCUGUGCCUGGACCUGCAGAUGGUGCUGCCGCGCGAACUCUUCGCGGUGGAGCUCAGAAACCUGCUGCAGUGGUACGCCAGGGAGUUCAAAGACCCUCUGCUGCAGGAUCCCCCCGAGUGGUUCAAGUCCUUCGUGUUCUGUGAGCUUGUGUUUCAGCUGCCCUUCUUUCCAUUCGCAGCAUAUGCCUUCUUCAAAGGAAGCUGCAAGUGGGUCCGCACUCCGGCCAUCAUCUACUCUGCUCACACCGUGACCACCGUGAUCCCAAUCCUCGCCACACUGCUGUUUGACGACUUCCCCAAAGGACAAGGACCCGGGACUUUCUCUGAAAAACUCAUCCUUAUUUCUGUCUACCUGCCCUACUUGCUCAUCCCUCUCGUCCUGCUCCUCUUCAUGUUGCGGAAUCCCUACUACAAGUCUGAGGAGAAGAGAAAGAAGAGAUGAGGGAACCCCUCCCGGCCCAGGGGACAUGGCCAUGGGCAGCUGCCUUUUAGACUCAAUACAAAACUCCCCAGAA